Messenger RNA from Scophthalmus maximus (turbot), 3273 nucleotides. It is a transcript of the gene spty2d1, whose product is annotated as SPT2 chromatin protein domain containing 1. Gene Ontology annotation, molecular function: histone binding; DNA binding. NCBI's taxonomy places the organism in Eukaryota, Metazoa, Chordata, Actinopteri, Pleuronectiformes, Scophthalmidae. The record is from RefSeq and is a predicted model, not a curated record. Gene Ontology annotation, biological process: regulation of DNA-templated transcription; nucleosome assembly. Bases 487 to 2592 code for a protein of 701 amino acids. Gene Ontology annotation, cellular component: nucleolus. The transcript is spliced from 6 exons.
AGCUCUUUAAUAUUUCCCAUCUCGCUAGCCGUUAGUUUGGUUUGUUCUACCUCUAGCCGACGCUCGGCGAUUUGUCAUGGCUGAACUUUUACAGUUUCACCCCGAGCGGCCGUGAAUCACACCACUGCUGCGAUGGACACCAGCUGAAUAUGGUGUGUUAUAUCCGGGGCAUUUUUUCGUUUUUUUUGAAGGCUUCUUGGUCGGCUAUUGUUGGCAAACGUAAGGUUAGCUAACGUGGCUAGCAUGUGCUAACGUAAGGCAGCGUCGACUGGUCGGUUGGACACUUUUCCUUCUCCCCUGUGUUUUUUUUUCUUCUUCUCCCUUCUACGACCUCAGAGCCAGUUUGUUAAACAAUCCUUCACCUGGUUCACCUGUUCUUUGGAGACAAACAGCCGGCGGUGAGGUCGGUCGGUCGGCCGGCUCUCCUGGCUGGCAGCUGCGCUCGAUUCGCUCUCGGGCAGUUAGCUUCCAUCACCUGCUGCCAACAUGAUGGACUUUGACAACGUGUUGGACAUGGCCUCGCAGAACCAGGGCCACGGCAACGUGCAGAAGAGAUACAGUCUGCAAGCUGGACCCCCCAAAAAGGACCCGAGGUCUAAAGGAGUCAACCCCGCUGCGGUGCAGGCGCUUCUGAAGAAGCAACAAACUGACAGCAAAAAGAAAGAAAUACAAAUGAGGAAACAGAAGGACGUACUACUCGCCAAGAGGGUUGAGCUCAAGUCGGACCGCAAAGCGAGAGCGAUGGCGUCCCGAACCAAGGACAAUUUCAAAGGCUACAACGGCGUCCCGAUGGUGGAGCUCCCGAAGAAGCGGCGAUCGAAGCAGGAGAUGGAGGAGGAGAGGUCGAUGAACGCCGAAGGAUUCAGGAAUCACUCGGUUGACCCGGAGGACGAGGAUAACUUUGAGUACGAACAGACUGAUUCGGAGCCGGAGCCGGAGCCGGAGCCCCUGAGACCAGGGAAGACCACGGGUGUUAGUGGGCGCAGUAGCAGCAGCAGCGGUGGUGGUAGCAAGUCCUCCUCCAAAACACCCAAGCCUGCUCCACCUCCCAUGAACUUUGCAGAGUUACUGAAAUUGGCGGAGAAGAAGCAGUUUGAGCCGGUCGAUCUGAAACCCAAGGUAGCGAAAAAGGACGAGAGACUCCGCACAGCUGAUGAGAUAAGGGAACUAGAGAUGGAGCGCAACGCUAAGAGACCUGACAAAAACAAAGACUCCAAAGCAGAGCGAGAAAGAGAUGGGAAGUCUCAGUCCAGCUCUAGUUCGAUAAGGACGAGCACUGUAGAGAAGGAGCAGAAGAACUGUAAACCGCAAAAGAACUCGAUAGAAAAACAUAGUCUGCCCAGUGGGUCAGGGAAGCAAAGCAAUAGAGGCCACUCUUCUUCUAAGUCCUCCGUUAGCGACAGAGAGAGAGAGAGACCCAAGGCAUCGCACAGCGAUAGAGACAGAUCCAAGACUAGUAUGACUAGUUCAUCUGCUGCCACAAAUGGUAAAGUUCUUUCGAAAACUACAUCAUCUCAGGUUUCAGUCAAACAAGGGGCCCCUAAGACCUCAUCUAGCCACAAAUCCAGCACCUCAAGUGACCUUAACUACAAAAAAGAAAGCUCAUCAUCACUCCAAAGUAGAGCUUCAGGUAAACCGGGGCCUAGGCCUCCUGGGACAUCUGUGACGGGCCAAAAAUCCCAACAUGGGACCUCCCAACAGACCAGACCCAGUCAGGGUAGUUCGUUGAAACAGGGGGCUGCAGUCGGAGGCAACAAGUCUGGACGAGGGGAACCACUAAGGACUGGAAAUAAUUCUGCAGUUAAAUCAAGUGGUAAUUCAAUGGUGAGAAAUUCAUCAGGCGGCCCUCCUAAGGCAGGGAGCCAACCUCAGCCGAGGCCUGGAGGUACAUUGCAGGCGAAAGGUGGUGCCCCACAGGCCAGGCCUGGUGGGAGUGGUCUGCAGGGUCACCCUGGAGGUAACGGACCCCGACCCCCAGGGACCGGAGGUGGUCGACCGGGUAAUGGGGGACCAGUACCCGGAAGAUCGACUGGCAUAAUUGGAUCAGGGCCCGGGAGACCAAAGUGCACCGUAGUGUCGGAGACCAUCUCAUCCAAGAAUGUUGGUGGAGCCAGACCAGGGGUCCCUCCUCGGCCGGGAAUGCCACAGAGACCUGGAAUGCCACAGAGACCAGGCAUGCAACCCAGACCAGGCAUGCAACCCAGACCAGGCAUGCCACCCAGACCAGGCAUGCCACAAAGACCUAUGAUGAACAGACCACCAGGUACAAUGUUGCCACCAAUCACAUCCGCCUACAAGAGGAAAUUGGAAGAUGAGGAAGAUGAGUAUGACUCCGAAAUGGAGGAUUUCAUUGAUGACGAAGGUGACGAACCAGAGGAAAUUUCCAGGCACAUAAAGGAAAUUUUUGGCUACGAUCGAAACAAAUACAAGGAGGAGAGCGACUAUGCACUCAAGUUCAUGGAGAGCAGCUGGAAAGAUUUGCAGAAAGAAGAGGCCAGGAGCCUGAGACUGGCUGUGCAAGAAGAUCUGGAGGAGGAGAAAAGAGAGGAAGAGGAGCUGAAAAGGAAAACCAAGCGGACAAAAAAGGACUGAAGCACCCUGAAUGAAUGAAUAAAUUAAUUUAAAAAAACAACCUUCCUGUGUAUCUGGAGACAUGGAGCAGUAGGUCUGCCAUCUCAACACAUGAAGCCCAGCGACUAUGUUCACCCCUGCGUCCGUUUGCUGUCGGUCUGAUUAUUUGUUUCCACUGUUCAAACGAAAAACUUGAGUGGAGUGACAUGGUCUCAAGAGGAAACGAGAAGAAGAAUUUCAUUCAGAGACAAACCGACGAGGUCAAAGACGUACUCAAAUCAUUCAGGCAUUAGGGUCGACAAGGCUAUAAUGAAAAGUUCUCAUAUUUUCCAUCUGUAUUAUUUGCUAUGCAGGCUUUAUUUUGUCAGCAGGCCUUAUUCCUUAAAGGGAACUGGGCUGCAAAGAGAAAUAUUAAUAUGGAAGAGUGUGAUUCCUUUUUGUUUUUCUUUCUUUUAGACUAACAAUGCCAAAUGGGGAAAAUGUACUCUUUUUGAGCACAAGAUGUUUAUUGCUUAUUUUUCCAAACAAACUUCAGUUUGAAUAUGCAGAAAAUAUUAACGUGUCGUGUGUUUCUCUUUUAAAAGAUUUGAGAAGCAGCGGUUGCAUAAAAGGUUUUUAUUUAAAUGUCUUAAGUUUUACAUCAAUGUUGUCUCAGAAAAUGACAAUCUUAGUGAUAUAUAUAUAUAAAGAAUUUGCAAUCUA